Molecule: messenger RNA, 1853 nt
Organism: Populus trichocarpa (black cottonwood)
Lineage: Eukaryota; Viridiplantae; Streptophyta; Magnoliopsida; Malpighiales; Salicaceae
Product: NADPH-dependent aldo-keto reductase, chloroplastic
Exons: 3
Coding region: 595-1674 (359 amino acids)
Cellular component (GO): cytosol
Molecular function (GO): aldose reductase (NADPH) activity
Source: RefSeq, a predicted model, not a curated record
GCAUUCCUGCGGAAGCAUAUUGAUUUUACAGCACAGCUAAGCAUGUGGAUGUUUUAUUUUUUAUUUUUUUUUUAAAAAAGUUGGUGGGUUUUGGUGCAGUUGGUUUUCUUUGGUGCUCUUUCUUGGCGCCGUUAUUGACCACCACGACCAGACCUGGGGCAUUUUGCUAACUAUUAAACAAAGGCAUUUAUCCAUCCGAGUCUUUAUUUACUUGUAUUGUUUUAGUCUUUGCGACUUCGUGUUGGAAUUACUGUGUUCUUUAUUGAAUUUCCUCCUCUUAACUGGUAAAUUGACAAACACAAGGUGGGCUUUGUUUAGUCAACUAUUUUUUUCGAUUGAGAAUAUUUGUUGUUCUUCUUGCUUGGAUGAUUUUGAUUCCAUUACAUUUCAACUGGGUUUUUCUUUUUUGUAUUAGUUGAUCCAUGGGUUCUUGUUUGACUCUCCAUAUCCAUUCCUAAGAUUUUGGAUUUUACAAUCUCUCCAGUUCCUACUUGUUAUAUUGUUGGAUUUGGAUUGAGUUGUUGCAUCCUUCAAGUUUUGGUUUCUGGGUUUUUGGGUUGUAGAAUCUUUGUUGGUUGAAACAAGAUUGAAAAAAUGAAAGGGAAAACUGGGGUAGUAGGAAGUCACUUUGUGCUGAACACAGGAGCCAAAAUCCCUGCCAUUGGACUUGGAACAUGGCAGAGUGGUGGUGACCUCUGCGUUGAAGCUGUGAGAACUGCCCUGUCUGUUGGUUACCGUCAUAUAGACUGUGCACAUCUUUAUGGUAACGAGAUUGAAGUUGGGGAAGCACUGGGCGAAGCAUUCAAUGUUUCACUGAAGAGGGAGGAUGUUUUCUUGACUUCUAAGCUCUACUGUACUAUGAAUUCCCUUAAUAAAAUUGAAAAUUAUGUGAGGGUUUCGCUUAAGAAUCUUGGAGUCUCGUAUUUGGAUCUUUAUUUGAUGCAUUGGCCUGAUAGCUCGGCUUUUGGUGAUGCAACUGAUCCUCCUUCGAAGUCGGGGAGUGAGCAUAGGCAGUUUUUGAAUCGGUUGAAGCAAGCAUGGAAAGCCAUGGAAGCUCUUGUUGACUUGGGUCUUGUGAGAGCUAUCGGUGUCAGCAAUUUCAGUGUCCAGCAGAUCAAAGAGCUGCUGAAAUUUGCGAAAGUGGUGCCUGCUGUCAAUCAGGUUGAGUUGCAUCCUUUUUGGAGGCAAGAAGAACUGGUUAAGUUCUGUCAAUUGAAGGGUAUUCAUGUAUCUGCUCACACACCAUUAGGGGUUCCCACAUGGAGCCCUGGACCAUCUGAUAGCGGAUCAGGGGAAGAUGAACCUGGCACUCCUCGCAUAUCAUUCAGGAGGUCAAGAUCAGUACAUGGGCCCAUGCUGAAAUUGUGUGUUGUCUCAGAGAUAGCAGAAAGACACAAGAAGACACCUGAACAGGUUAUUUUACGGUGGGGAAUGCAGAGAGGCACCAGUGUCUUACCUUGUAGCCUUAAGUCGGAUCGCAUAAUGAAAAACAUAGACAUUUUUAGUUGGUCUCUGUCUGAUGAUGAGUGGGACUGCUUGAAUAAGACUGAGCCACAGGUAUGUUUAUUUGGAAAUGGUCCUCUAAAUAAUCUCUCGGACAGUGGCUACAUGUUUGGUGGUGGUCCCCUUCAAGCUGUGCGUGAGAUAGAAGAUGACAUGGAGUCCAAUGCCUGAUAUUUAAUACUAAUUUUCUUGAGAUAGUGUUCCAUUUAUGUUAAAAGAUGUCAUCAUGUUAUGAGUGCUCAUUGGUCGUAAGAUUUUGAUUUCGUGGAUGCUGAAUAGGAAAUCCAAAGUGAUAUUGUUAUUGAUUGAAAUCAAAUUCUUCCCUCCGUAAAUACAGUUGUGUUUGUAUC